GCAGGCGCGGAAGAGGGCAGGGGCGGGACGGCUGGAACCGGGGGCCGGAGGGCAGGGACCCGGUGUCCAGAUUCCAAAGGUGGCCAAGGCAGGAAGAUGGCGGAGCUGCGCGCGCUCGUGGCUGUCAAGAGGGUCAUCGACUUCGCCGUGAAGAUCCGUGUGAAGCCUGACAAGACAGGCGUGGUCACAGACGGCGUGAAGCACUCCAUGAACCCCUUCUGCGAGAUCGCCGUGGAGGAGGCGGUGCGGCUCAAGGAGAAGAAGCUGGUGAAAGAGGUCAUCGCCGUCAGCUGCGGGCCCACCCAGUGCCAGGAGACCAUCCGCACGGCCCUGGCCAUGGGUGCAGACCGAGGCAUCCACGUGGAGGUGCCGGCUGCAGAGGCAGACCGCCUGGGUCCCCUGCAGGUGGCCCGGGUCCUAGCCAAGCUGGCACAAAAGGAGAAGGUGGACCUGGUGCUUCUGGGCAAGCAGGCCAUCGACGAUGACUGUAACCAGACAGGGCAGAUGACAGCCGGAUUUCUGGACUGGCCACAGGGCACCUUCGCCUCCCAGUUAACGCUGGAAGGGGACAAGUUGAAAGUGGAGCGGGAGAUUGACGGAGGCCUGGAGACCCUGCGCCUGAAGCUGCCCGCUGUGGUGACCGCUGACCUGCGGCUCAACGAGCCCCGAUAUGCCACGCUGCCCAACAUCAUGAAAGCCAAGAAGAAGAAGAUCGAGGUCCUCAAGGCCGGGGACCUGGGCGUGGACCUGACCUCCAAGCUCUCUGUGGUUAGCGUGGAGGACCCGCCCCAGCGCACGGCUGGCGUCAAGGUGGAGACCACGGAGGACCUGGUGGCCAAGCUGCGGGAGAUUGGGAGGAUCUGAGCCCCUCCAGGAAACUCGGCAAUAAAACUUUGACUCCCGACGUCU
Pteropus alecto (black flying fox) is the source of this 909-nucleotide messenger RNA. It is a transcript of the gene ETFB, whose product is annotated as electron transfer flavoprotein subunit beta. Gene Ontology annotation, cellular component: cytosol. Lineage: Eukaryota; Metazoa; Chordata; Mammalia; Chiroptera; Pteropodidae. The record is from RefSeq and is a predicted model, not a curated record. The coding region runs from base 97 to 864 and encodes 255 amino acids. The transcript has 6 exons. Gene Ontology annotation, molecular function: electron transfer activity.